Rhodotorula toruloides NP11 is the source of this 1104-nucleotide messenger RNA. RefSeq names its product soluble epoxide hydrolase. The coding region runs from base 1 to 1104 and encodes 367 amino acids. NCBI's taxonomy places the organism in Eukaryota, Fungi, Basidiomycota, Microbotryomycetes, Sporidiobolales, Sporidiobolaceae. The record is from RefSeq and is a predicted model, not a curated record. The transcript is spliced from 6 exons. Gene Ontology annotation, molecular function: hydrolase activity.
AUGGCGCCGAAUCCGCUCGAUGCAUCGACGUACAACCACCGCUUCGUGACCGUCCAUUCGGGCAAUCGCUACCACCUCGUCGACCAACCUCCAACACACUGGCGAGGAUCGGUCGAGGAGGCGCCGACCAUCCUGAUGUGCCACGGCUUUCCCGACUUGUGGUACGGCUGGCGUUACCAGAUCGCCGCUUUCGCUGCGCGCGGCUUCCGCGUCCUGUGCCCAAGCCAGCUCGGUUACGGCGGGUCGUCGCAGCCUGGAGCGGUCGAGGCGUACAGCUACAAGAGCGUAGCUUACGACAUGAACGGCUUGCUCGAUGCUGUUGGAGCGGGCAAGGUCAUCGUUUUCGGGCACGACUGGGGAGGCAUGGUCGCUUGGCGCUUCGCCGACUACUUCCCUCACCGCGUCAUCUGCAUCGCUAGCGUCUGCACGCCUUACAUGCCGCCAGCCGGUCCCUCCACGCCCUACGUCUCGACGAUGGACCUGGUCCGCACGAAACUGCCCAACUUUGGCUACCAAGCCUUUUUCGAGCGCGAAGACUCCGCCAAGAAGAUCGAGCCGGUCCUGGAGCAGUUCUUCGCCGUCAACUUCUCCGCGACCGUGCGCGGCAAGUUCAUCGAGGCGGGACGGGAGUUGCCGCAGUUCCCGGUGCGCGAGGGCGAGAUGGAGAAGAACAUCGACCGUAUGAUGAGGGAGAAACAGAGUGGGAAGGCCAAGCCUGUGCCGAAGGACCCUGAGUACCAAUACUACCUCGACACGUUCCAGCGCUAUGGCUUGCACCACCCGCUCAACUGGUACCGCACGCGCCGCAUCAACCACACCGAAGAGCAGGCCUCCCGCCUCCCGACCUUCUCGCCCGACAUUCCCGCCCUCAUGAUCCCCGCUGAGAAGGACCCGGCUCUCCCGCCUGCGAUGGCAAAGAGUCCUGCUGUCAUGAAGUGCUUCCCCGGAGGCAACUUGCGGGUGUUGCCGGUCGUCAAGGACGCCGACCACUGGCUCUUGCAGGACGUCCGCUUCCGCGACCAAGUCACGGACAUGCUCGCAGACUUCGUCGACGAGGUCCUCUCAGGCAAAUGGAGGCCGGAAGCUGCGCCGUCGAAGCUUUGA